This is a messenger RNA of Corylus avellana, 1397 nucleotides long. Lineage: Eukaryota; Viridiplantae; Streptophyta; Magnoliopsida; Fagales; Betulaceae. The record is from RefSeq and is a predicted model, not a curated record.
UUUUCAGGGUCGGGACAGACACCGGACCCUGAAACCCAAACCCUAGUCCCAACCAAUACCUCUUUCUCUCUGAGGCUCAGUUGUCACUCUAUCAGCCCCAGCAAUGGCGAGGAAGCGAAAGCUCGACUCCAAAUCCGACCUGGCAACCGAGCCCCCGAAGAAGCAACAGCAGCAACGAAAGCAGAAAGAAGAGGAUCGUACCCACAUCAAAGUUGAGGUAGACCAAGACGACGAAUACGAAUACGAGUACGAAUACGAAUACGAAGAAGAAGAAGAAGAAGAAGAAGAAGAGGAAGAAGAAGAAGGGGAAGACGAAGAAGAGGAUGAAGACGAAGAAGACGAAGAUCUCUAUAAACCCAAGAAUGCCGAUAAUCAGACGGCGAACACCUCCACGUCAGCCGCAGAUCGAGACAGUGAGGAUGAUGACGAUGAACCCAUACAGAAGGUUCUUGAACCGUUCAGCAAGGAGCAGAUUAUAAACCUUCUCUGCGAAGCAGUGCGUAAGCAUCCGGACGUGGCGGAUCGGAUCCAAAAGGUUGCGGACGAGGACCCGGCACACCGAAAGAUCUUCGUCCACGGACUCGGGUGGGACACGAACACGGAGACACUCUCCAACGCGUUCAAGCAGUACGGCGAGAUCGAGGAUUGCAAGGCCGUGUGCGACAAGGUCUCUGGCAAAUCCAAGGGCUACGGUUUCAUCCUCUUCAAGACCCGCGGCGGGGCCCGGAAGGCCCUCAAGCAGCCCCAGAAGAAGAUCGGCAACCGGAUGACUGCGUGCCAGCUGGCCUCAAUGUUUCCGGUCGCACAGCCAAAUGCCACCGCGGCGGCCUCCACGCCGCCCCUUUCGGAAUAUGCGCAGAGGAAGAUAUACGUGAGCAAUGUUGGGGCUGAGUUGGAUCCUCAGAAGCUGCUUAUGUUCUUCUCCAAGUACGGAGAAAUUGAGGAAGGGCCAUUGGGGCUCGAUAAGAUGACCGGGAAGCCCAAGGGGUUUUGUUUGUUCACGUACAAGACGGUUGAAAGCGCCAAGAGGGCUCUGGAAGAGCCGCACAAGAAUUUCGAGGGACAUACAUUGCACUGCCAGAAGGCUAUUGAUGGUCCGAAGCCGAAAAAGUCUCACCCUAAUCAGCUUCAGUAUCAGCAUCAUCAGCUUCAGUAUCAGCCUCACCAGAACCCUCACAACGCCCAAUUCCAGAGGAAUGAGAACCCCGCUCUUGUUGGUGGAGCCGCAGCGGCUGCACCGGGUCACUUGAUGGCUCCCCCCACCGGAGCGGGGAUUGGGUUAAAUCAGGGGGCUGCGGCGGCUCAGGCGUUGAAUCCUGCGCUUGGGCAGGCAAUAGCGGCGUUGUUUGCAAGUCAAGGUGCCGGGUUGGGCCUGACUAAUCUGUUGGGGACGCUGG